GAAACAUCAAUCUGCGCUUUAUACCCAUCUCAAUCAACAGAAUAUUCUUUGUUCUAUACCCUGUGAUUAUUUAGCCGCCAGCACUUCAGCCAAAAGAUGUUGCAUACCGUCCCGUUCAACAACAACGACGCCAUGGAACGUCCCACUUCACAACCUUCGGCAACAUCCCCCCACACAUCUCGGCUUUUCCUCAAUACUGAUAGGAGAACCCCAUUUCAAUCUCAAACCCUUGAGUUUCAGCAGAAGAUGAUGCCACAGUGGGCAUGCUACAGUACCAUUCCGCUUCCUUCACCUUCCGACGAUGGGCUAGACGCAGGCGGCUCAGAUUACUUCUGGAAAGAUGUUCCUGCUAUUUCACCACUGCCACAACUCGACUCAACAUUAUCAGAUGUGGAGCUUUCGGAGGAUAUGUAUUCGCUCUUCGGCACAUCAUCAGGUCGCCGCAACAAUCAGACCGACUCAGCCAAGCCACUUUCUCAGCCACUCCCUUACAUGGCAGACGACCUGCGAUCCCUACCUCUCACAUCAAACCCCUUGGCCAAUCGAUACGCCUAUCUCACAGGUAGCGAUCACGAGGAGACAUACUCGCAGGCAUCUGAUUGCGAAACCCCUCCCCACAGAUCCGAGGGUCGCUUGAUAGACGAUGUCCGCGUGGUCCACAACCAAGUCGAGCAACGCUACCGACACCGCGUCCGAGACAACAUCAACGCGCUCUGGAAUGUGAUUCCGGAGUCCUCGUCAACGGUGCAGCCGAGUAAGGCUGUGGUCCUCAAGCGCGCUAGAGAACACAUCUUGGAGCUGCAACAACAUGUUAGGAGGGAUAAGAGAGAGAAGGAGAUGCUAGAAGCUAAUGUUCAGAUGUUGGAACACUACCUCUCGGAACGAUCUGGUGCAAAGGGGCUUAAGCCACAGAAUGUUCAGUAUGCUGCAUGAUGUGCAAGGGUAUCUGCAAGUCUACUAGGACUUGGAAAAUUGUUUUCAUGUAUGCGAAGAUUCCAAUCUGUACACAUAAGGAUAUUCUUAGCGGGGCGUUUCAUUUUGUAUCAUUGGUUUCAUAGAUGAUAAGGAGUAAGAAAGACAAUAGAUUGCAUUUCCACAUAUCCACAACAGAAUGGCACAGUGAAGCAUCCCUCGUGUGCAAAAUUUCAGAGACUGCUAAUCCAACUUCCGCACUCUCUUCAGCCGCCCAGUAUCUCACUCACCCUUUCAAUCUCUUGAAGCCUACUACGGGUGAGCAUCUUUCCGUAAGACAACCUCAACUACAGUGCUUCCAAAUGCAAAAUAGACCAGCCCAGCCAGCCCAACUCGGCCCUCGCCUAGCGUGUUGAUGCCAGUUGGCUGGUCGAUUCUCUUAGCGACUUGCCCCGUGCCAUCCCAAUCGCCCCACUUGGUACAAAAGUACCGAGGUAUCACAACGCAGGUACGCAAAAACUUCCAAAAAAGAUGGUAAUUUACAUACAGCAGUGGGGAUUCGCUAGUGGUCACCCACCUAACUACUAAACCACCGAUUUGAAGCUUAUGGAAGGCAGAGCGGACGGGAUGCCCAGUGAUCUUAAAUCUAUGCCGUAUGUGAGAGCGAAAGGCUGUAUUUUGAUAGAUAGCUGGGGGAUGUCCACGGGAACCGUCUGCAGAAAUGAUGGUAAAAUCAUGUCAUCUACAAUUUCCAGCUAAUUUACAAGACAUUUUGACGAGCUCGGCUUCCAAAAACAGUCCUCCGCCCCAGCCACUUCCUGUGCUGUCACCAAUGUCUUAAACGAAUCCAACAACUUGGCGGAGAAGCACGAAGUUACUAGUUAUUUUUCCAACUACGGUCCACUCACUGUUGAGAAAUUAGCGCUUUGGUGUCUUGAGUUUUUCUUUCACAUAUUGUGCAUCCAAUUGAAAGAUCUGAUAGCUAGAAAGUGGUCUCUGAUUGGGUUUUCAUGGCGAUUAAUAC
Molecule: messenger RNA, 1936 nt
Organism: Cadophora gregata
Lineage: Eukaryota; Fungi; Ascomycota; Leotiomycetes; Helotiales; Ploettnerulaceae
Exons: 1
Coding region: 97-933 (278 amino acids)
Biological process (GO): positive regulation of transcription by RNA polymerase II
Cellular component (GO): RNA polymerase II transcription regulator complex
Molecular function (GO): DNA-binding transcription factor activity; protein dimerization activity
Source: RefSeq, a predicted model, not a curated record